UCCAAUUUUUCGAUAUCGCGUCGAGACCGAACGAAACAAAUAAUCCUUCCGUGUCGGACUUUUUUCUUUUGAAAUAUUGGACAAUUUUCUCGCCUCCAUUUUAUUGUAAAGAAAAAUGUUGUUUAAACAAUCAUAUCCACGGAAAAACGAAGGAAAACUUGUGAGAGAAGAGAGAAUAGUUUUCUGCUGUUGAAAGCUUUCUUUCUUCCCUCUCCUUACUUCUUCGCACUAUUUCGUCUGUUCUCCUCCGUCUAUGCCUCGGGCCAAGUAACAGGUCCGAAAUGAGAGGCUGAGAUACCGAAAUCUAUGAGGCAAGAGGAUGUUCCAUGGUAUCGACGAAAGUAAUAAAAGUUUGAUCUACGUAAGGGAUGUUACAAUUCCAGAUAAUUGAGCCCGGUGGCUCGAGUCACCGAGAUUCGCGAAUUCGUCGAAUCGCCGAAGCGAUGUGAGCGGGUGGAAGGAGCAAAAUUGCAAGAAAAAAAGAGACGUUCGAACUCCCACAAUUGACUACAGAACGAAAGAAACAAAUAAAAACUGGCAAGAGAGCUUGGCGAGAAUCGCCAAAAAGCUCAGCAUUUAUGCGACUCGUAAGGGCCGGUGGACACAAGGACGAGAGGAGAGCGUCUCGUCGGUGUCUUCGUGCACGAUUCAAAGCUGCACAAUAAACAAGAGAAAAGAGGAAAAAUUAACAGCCCAAUUCCGUUAGGUUCUCUUUCUUUUUCUCUUUUACGAAGAAAAAACAAGAAAGGGGCGAGGGUGACGAACAGAAAGUAAAACAGUACAUCAAGGACGACGACAAAGAUUGAAAAAAAAAGUAGUAAAAAGAAAAAGCGUCAGUUUGUAACAGUAAAAAUCAAAAAGAAACAACGUUUAAGGGCCGAGGGAGAGAAAAAUAUAAUAAAAGAAAAAAGAACGAACGAAACGGCAAAGGUUACGAUAAAAACGUAUCAACGAAGUCACGUGUGUGCGAGAGUGUGCUAAACAAAGAGACGCAGGAAGGAAAAAAAUGUUGCCGACCAACAUGAUGUCCUUCAUGAAAAAGAUGGUGACCCAAACAGAACAGUCGAGCAACGCCGGGUCCGUCACGCCCGACGAUGGAGGUACGACCUUCAGCAAGUUACGACAGUUGGGCAGCGGCUUGAUGAAUGCUACCGGAAAUGUCACUAAAUUGUCACCAGCCAAAAUUACUCCGGUCGAGGAUAUUCAACCAAAGGAAGAAAUACUCGUCAUCGAACCACCCAAACCGAAACCGGAACCUGGGAAACCAGCGAGUCGUGAGGGCGCCUGUAGGAUAUGCCUCAAGUCCUUUAAACCGGAGGAUUUCUCGAGGACGUGCAACGAGUGCCAUUACAAGGUUUGCGAGGAUUGUGGUUACUCGACGAAACCUGAUUCCGAUGACCCGUCGACCUGGUGCUGCAGUGUUUGCAAGAGAAAAAUGUCAAAGGGUCAACCCCUGUUGAACGACGAUUCGACGGAGUCUCACCUCGAUAUACCGAGUCAACCGAUGAGAAGACGGCACAGUGACGUUAAAUUGGACUCGCAGAAUGACGUUCAAAUGUGUGGUCUCGGGCGUGGCCUCGCACCACCCAAGAAUUCGGAUGCUGGUAGACGACACUCCGACGUCUCACCAGCAACGCUCAAAGAACUUGAGAAGUUUCGAAAGGUUGCAGGAGAGCGUCGAGGUACCGAGGAACUCGGUUGGGAAUGGCGGAGCAAAUCACGAGGCGGUUCACCCGAUCGUCAUCAGUCGGACAGGACAGAGAGGAGCGAUAGAAACGAGAGAGGCGAGAGAAAAGAGAGAGGACGAACAUCGAGUCCUCAGAGAAAGAAUUCAGCGGUUCCAGUAGACCCAGACGUCCAACUCGACCUCGACGAUGAGGAAGAGCGUCGCAGACGUGCGCGUCGGGGCGGUGGAACGGUGCGUCGAAAAUCCAGGGUGACGAGGCAACAUUCGUACGACGAUGAGAUCAAAAGUUCUGGAUCCAUGGGCAGCGCCGGCGGCGGGGGUGGAGGCUCCUCGCACGGGGGAGAAACCGGCCUCGGUGUUACGUAUCAGAUAACUCGAAGAUCAUCGGCUUACGACGUUUACUCGGCGACCGGAAGCGGCGGUGGUGGCCUCAACGCGAUGGCGAUAGCGGCGGCUCAACAGCAAAUGCAAUGCAGCCGGGAUGCGGACUCCAUGUACACCAAAAGAUCCUCCAUUUCUGCUCAGGGAGCUCGGGAACCGGAAGAGGUUAGACCUUCCGGUAGAAGACCAUCGUUCCGAGCCGUUAUACCAGUCAUGCCAUACGAAAUGCCUGGAGACGAGGAAAAAAUGAUUAAUCUCGAUGCUAAUUCCUCACCGGAUGUUAUACCACCGACUCAACCCCAAAGACGAAGAGGAUCACAAUUACCAGAUAUCAGCGCCCUGAGGGGAUUGACAUCGUCCCCAGGAUCAGUGAAGGCCACCCCGCCAGCCGUGACACGUGUAGCCGUACAGGACGACCGAGAACUGCCCCGACAAGGCAGUCUCGUCGAUGGCGAAGGAAUUAAAAUCGUCAUUCACGACGUCGACAGUGAAAUGACAUCGAGGGUGAAUCCAAAGCGAAGGGUCGUUCUUCGGAGGGAUCCUCAGCUUCUUGAUAAAGGGCACAGAACACGAGGAUUCGGGAUGCGCGUUGUCGGUGGCAAGAAAAGUCUCGAUGGACGCAUGUACGCCGCGAUCGUUUGUACCGUUCCCGGUGGGCCAGCCGAGAAAGCCGGACUGCAAAAGGGCGAUAAGAUUCUGGAAUGGUCGGGUGUGCCUUUGAUCGAUCGAAGUUUCGAGGACGUGGCGCACAUAAUCGAACAUACGGGAGAUGUUGCCGAGCUCGUUGUGGAGCACGCUACUGACAUUAUCGAUCUGUUCGACGAUCCGGGAAUGCCGAACGCCGGAAAAAAUUCUGGCAACAUGGGACUCCAAUUAGAAUCCGAAACGGAGAAAACGCCCUCGUCGUCGAAAGGACGAAGGACACUACCAAAGACGCCGGAGCAAAUGACGAAGCAAGUGAGCGGAAGAGUACAAAUUCAAGUUUGGUACGAGGCUGAUAGACGCGAGCUCGUUGUCUCUCUUUUAGCGGCCGAUGAACUUUGCACUCGCGAUGAUACCGGGCUUCCGCCUCAAGCCUUUGCCAAACUCGUUCUUCUGCCACCCUGCGGUGAUCAGAGCACUCUUCAAACUGAUGUGUCAAAGUCGACGCAAAACCCGAUAUGGAACGCUAAUUUAACCUUCCCGGGAAUAUCCGGUGAAGAUUUGUUGGAUCGUACGAUUGACGUAACACUUUGGGACUGUUUACCGGAUGGUGACACAACCUACCUCGGCGAAUGUUCAGUCGAUUUGCAGAAUGCUUUUGAGACUGAUCGAGCAGUUUGGUAUCGUUUGGAAGAUCCACGCGGUUUGCGUUCAGGAAAAUCGCCAUUCUGUUCGCCUCGGGGCUCCAUAUCGACCGAGCUAGCGCAGAGACUUUUGCGACGCACGGAAAUACGUGAGAGAAGUUACAGCGAUGAUACCCCGAGCGACAGUGGAAGUCCGGAGCCGUAUUAUCUCCAUCCGGAUCACGCUUGGCAAGCUAAUUCAAGACGAGGCUCUAGUCAGUCCGAGCAACUUGAGAUCGAACCGUACGAACUGAGCAAGGAUUAUAGCAGAUCAUUACCCGGUAGCCGGAGAAGCAGUUUCCAAAGUCAAGGAGGCACCGAUAGCAAAAGAGGAAGUAUGGGAGAAACGGACAUGUCCGUGGCUUAUUACAACCGCGAUCGUCGGAGGAGUUCUUGCACAAGGCAGCUCCGUGACCACGACGAAAUAAUGAGAUCGUUGAAGGCAGCAGCGGCGAAAGGGGAGCUCGGAAGAACGAUGAGCCUGUCGAACGACAAGAGGCGUGGGAGCCGGCGAGGUGAGCGCAAAGACAGCGUUGGACAAUCGGCCGUUGGCUUUCCAGAACGACUUUACGAUCGAAACAGCGAAUCUGACGAGGAUGAUAAAUUGAGUCAACAAUCGACGAGGGACGAAAAUGGCAUCGAAGUUAAAUUAGGACCUGGUCAAGUGGUGCCAAGAGGAUUCAAACUCACAAGCGGUGUGAACAACGGAGAAGUCAAGCUAGCCUUGUUUCUUAGCAAGGGUACUCUCGAGGUCGAGGUCAUCUCAGCUCGAGAUAUAUGUCCUGGGGAACGGGAGGAGCCAGAUACCUACGUGAAGACUUACCUUCGAGACGGUGAGCGUUGGUUGCACAAGCGGAAGACACGCGUCGUAAAGCAUUCGCGAACGCCUCAGUACCGUCAGACCUUGAAAUAUGGAAGCUGCGACGCGCUCGGCCGUAAUUUGUUGGUCAUGCUUUGGGAAAAGAAACAAGGCUUCGAAAGCAAUCAAGGCCUCGGCGGGGCAGAGGUUGAUCUCGAGUUAUUGCCCCUAACGAAAUUGACCGUCGGUUGGUAUCCGCUCUUCCCCAUCCAUACGCUCGGCACUCAAAACGCUGAUUCACCAUGAUGGUUGAGGGAAAAAUGGGCCCUCGAAGCCGGCGAACUUGACCUUCGCUUGAGCCUUUUGCUCAAGGACGAAGGCGAGUCCGUCGUCAAAAUAAUCUCUUGAUAUGACACUUAUCAGAACGUGAAGAAGUUGACAAUCCACCAUUGCUAUUUUAUCGAUCAAUUGACUUUGAAUCGCCACUGUUUUAUUAUCCUAUCGAUGUAUUUACUAUUCUUUCAAAAUUCGAUGUUCCUCAUUAACUAAUAUUAAACGAAAUGGAGAUACAAGCCAAUAACAAAGUGUACUGAGAACACUUCGAAGCUUCAAGUUUUAUCGGGUUAUCCUUCCAGUUGUUAGUGAUUUGUUUGAACUCUUUCAACUCAACGCGUCUUUUUCGGGGACCGGCCCCAUUUAAUUUUGAUAUUAUUCGUGCUUAAAACAACCUCUUGAAUUCACUUUAGAAAAAUUCAUUGCCAAACUCGAUUUGUACAAAAAUUUAAUAUCUGGACAACGAUACAUUUUUCACAUCAGCUGAAUCCGGUGAUUCUUUGAAACUGAUUUCCACAUCAUUCUUCGAGUCGAAGACGUCAAAAGUCUUUAUCCAAUUGAGCACCGGCAUGAGAACAUCAUCCGAGUAAAACACCAAUUUUACAUUAAUUUUCAAAUCGUUCGAGCCAAUUGCCAAGGAACUGAAAGUUGAUCAAGAAAAAUAUGUAGCUACGAGUGCAAAUAACAUCCCGAGCCGCGUGGGCCUGAAACUUCCGAACCUUCGAACCUCCGAUCGAAAGUACGUUGCAUCGUUACAGUAAAAAAAAAAGAACUUCAAUAUAGAACCGUCGACGAAUAAGUAGGUCAUCUACGAUAGAAAAAUAGUACCAUCUAAAAAUGCCUCUAUCCGACAAUCAAAAACAGCGAAACUUCCCAAAAUAGUCACUAAACGGAAUCGUAACUCCUGAAUUAUCCAAUCGAAUUUAGAUAAUUAUAGAAAAAUCGAUUUUCAAUGAAUUCCAGUUGUUCUUAAUGGACGAUCGCGAUUCGAUUGGUCCGUUUACGCUCACGUACCAGUCGACCUAAAUAUACAUCCACCAAAACUGAGUUUUCAUCUAAAAACUGACAACUGACAAUCAAUUAUAACAACGUGACUCCAAUCGUAUACGAGUAGAAAAUACUUCGAGGAUUUCUCAUUAAUUUCAUGAUGAUACGUUGGCGAGGCACUGACAGAAUUACGAAUAGAGAAUUAAAUUCACAAUAAUAAUAAUAGUCAUAAUAAUAAUAAUAAUAAUACUAAAUAUUACUAAUAAUAAUCAUAAUGAUAAUGUAACGAAUAUUACGAAUAAUACUAAUUCCGACGAAACGGAAUAUCUUUCAUAGAACAAUUUACUGAACGAUGCAACGAUGGAGAUUCUCCAAAAUUAUUUCGAUCGAUCGUGCGGAGGAAGGGAGAGCAUUGAAAAAAAAAAAAAAAAUCAACUCAUCCGAUGAUCUCGGGACGGUGAGGAGGAAAAACGAAUCGAAUAAUAGCAGAAACGGUGUGAAUAUAAUGGUGUUUCAGUGAAAAUAAUAAAAAUCUACAAAUAAAUAAAUAAAAAGAAAAUAUGCCAAGGUGCAAGAGAAUACGGAAUCGCGUUCCUUCCAGACGUACGGAAAAACGGUCGAAAAGAAAAACGUAUUUGGACGACUAAAGAGACGGCAUUCGUACAACAGAGCAAUGAUGUAUUUUUGUAGGAAAUGUUAAAACAAGCCCUGUAAUUUAUCGUCCGACACGCCGUCCCGAUGGGGAGUAACAGUUUCGAAGAAAAUUGUAAACGAAUAUUGAGUAAGGUCGCAUUAAAAGUACAGCUUUUAAACGAAUAAAAAACUAAUGAAAAAAUGAAGCAAUACGAAGCAACUUCAUAGCGGAAUGAUUCUAUUAGCAAUAAAUGUGUACCUGGACAGGCCUGGUUGAAGGAAAGAAAAAAACAUAUGUGAAAAUUGAAAAGGGACUCGAUCGACCGGAGGAAACGACGAAAUGAUCGAUUUUCAAAGGCAAUCAUCGAGUCCUGAAAAUAAUGCGGGGGGGGACACGAAAGAUAGAAAUAUUUUUUAUCGCUGAAUAAUAAAAUAAAUGAUGAUGAAAUGGUAAGGUCAACUGAACACGCACGUGGAUGGUGUUAUUAAUAAGUUGAAGAUGAAUCAAGAGAUGUACGAAGGGGCCUAUUUUUCCCGAAGCUCGAAGGAAAGGGUGAAGAGAGUUUGAAGGAUUUGAGAUUCGUCGGUUGCACAUAGAGAAAGAGAAUGUUAAGGAAGGUCACGAAAGUCGAUCGAUAUCGCGAUUAAUGCAAAGUCUGCAAUGAAUCUCUGGUUGAUCCAGUUUUGGGUUCGAUCGAUUCUCGCGAGUCAAUAUCCAUGGGAAUGAGAUUUUGAUGGGGAAACUGGCGAAGGCUUGGCCAGUUUCGAAUCCUCGACGGAGAAACGUGGAGAAUUUCGAAAUAUUUCGACGCUUAUUUUUCCUCGAUGUUAACGUAACUCGAUAAAUUUUGAGCAACAAUCAAUUUUCACAUAAAUAGAAAAACAAAUGCAUCGCCUCGUUUUUUUCAAUCAACGAAUUCACCAAUCGAAUGCGUGCGCGAUCUAAGAUGAAAGAAAAUUCGAAAUUUUUCACGUUCUCGCUAUUUCGUAAGUAAAUAAUUAUAACGGUGGUUGAGCAAAAUCCCUGCUGGCGAGACUCGCUGGUCGAGCCUCUCGGAAGGCAGCCGGGAUAUUGCGGACCGGAGAAAGUAAAAAUAAAUAAAUGCUUGCUAGCCAAUUCUCAAGUAGCGAACAACAAGCAAAGUCUUUUGAAACUAAGUGUUACGAGAAGAAGAAAAUGGAAGCAACCAAUGAUCGAUGUUCUAGAAAGUCGCACAACUUUUGCAGCUCUUUAUUAGACUGAAAAUAACAUUUAUUGAUUAAAUUAACGAGCAUCCUUUCGAUAUGAUAAAAAAAUGUAUCGAUUAUAAAAUAGGACAUUUAGUUCCAGUAUUCGAAAGAGAGAAACGUCGAAUCGUACGAAAAUUCCGGACAUCGACGACGCGAGGAAAAAUGAUUUACAGUCAAGAUGAGAUAACCAUGAGAAUUCCUUUGAUACGUAAAAAACGUAUUUGAAAAGCCUAAUUCACUGAUUUUCCAUCGUCCGUCGUUCUUACCAACCGUCUUUUAAUGCAAAAAUAUGAAAGAAAUUGAUGAAAACGAAAGCUGCUGUCGAUGUAUAAAGUGCGAGCAAAUCUUCUAGAAGAAUAAAUAAUCGGUCUAACGAAAUUCUCUGCGCUCGUCUCGACGAAAAAGUGCGAAUACGAACUAAAUAAUAAAACGAGGAAAGGUGCAUGAUUCGGGAUGGGGGAGGGGAACCCCAAACGUGAUAAAUCGUAUAAUACCUAUAUUUAAAUAUAAAUAUUAAUAAACACAGACGUUUAACGAUGAAAUACGAUAAUAAUGAUAAAUGUGAUUAAAUUAAAAACAAAACCGUAAUAAAUAAUCGGCGUGAGGAUAAAAACGGGCGGAAGCUUGAGAAAGAUUGAAACGAGUGAUCGAGCACAAGAAGGCACGAGAAUGAUGAGAGAGUUUAUGCUCAAACCUUUAUUUCGUCGAGUUUUAAAAAACAAAAAUCUGGAAAAGAAAAAAUUAGUAACGAAUAACUUCAACGAACUUUUACUCAACUUUUAUCAUUUCCCUCAAUUCGUAAAGUCUCUUUUCACUUUUUUUCGUACUUGAUUAUUCGUUAAUUAAAUUAUACACACGAAGAUUAUUUUGAGGAUGAAAAUCGAAAAACCGUGUAAAUUAAAUUAAUCGUUCAAACGAUGUUACGUUCACGAAUAUUCACAGCUGUGAGUCGGAUCUAUAAAAAGUAAUAACGGCCUAGAAAAUUGUUAGCGAGAACAAGGUGGAGGAAGUAAAAUAAUUAUAAAAUAAUAAUAAUAAUAAUAAUAAUAAUAACGUGUUAAAAUUAAUCAUCGUUGGGACAAUCCUCCGAACGAGGUCGCAAUCAAUUAAUCGAUCGUGCACAAAAAAAAUUGUCCCACAUAGAAGAGCCAAGUUCCUCGAUCUAUGAAACGUUCUACAUAUUAAUAUAUGAAUACGCACUCUGUAAUCGAAGAAAGGAAGUGAGUUUUUUCUACUCUAGCAUCAACCGUAGUGCGCAGCCUCCAUUUUCAUUCUAUAUAUCAUGAAUUCCAUGCUGCGAUGUCACUCGUAUUAACGGGGAAACGCACGAAAAAAUUCGAGUUUUUCGUUUUAGGACUCUGCUCGAAAAUGCAAAACUUUUACAGUCAAUCACGCAAUCAAUGAUAUUUGCAAGGGAAAACCUCGAAUCUAUUGAAGUACCGAGUUGAAGAAACACUUCAAAAAAAAAUAUGAAUUUCGGUUAAAAUGUAAAAUUUAUUUUCCUAUUCUGGCUGAAAAACGUUGUACGUACACAUCGGGUUUUCGGAGCGUGUCGUCACUUAAAUGCGAAUAUCGAUGAGCGCGAAUCAUUAUUAUUUGAUGAUUUCACUAAGUCCUUGAUUUUUUGCCUAUCGCGGAAGCCAAAAUGUUUCGUUUGAUCUAGCGUGUACGUGAAUUCUUCAAAAUGAUAUAAAACCUUCAAGUUCCGAAGCAAAAUCCCCCAAGCUAUCGCAUAAAUAAUCUGAGCGGUUUUUCAUCCCUGGGAAUCGUGUUCGAAGGGCUUGCAAAACGAGUUCUUCCUUACGAGCCAUCCUUUUAAACUAUAAUAAAACCGACAUAGCGAUCCAAAGUUCUGCGACGUCCUCUCGGUAAUGAUAAUAUUGUAUAAGAGGCUUCAACCGAUUCGAAAAUUUCGAACUUUAUCUCCAUUAUGAUAAAUCUGCGGAUAAUUUGAAAGAAUAUGAAAAAAGGGGUUUUUUACGUUGGAGGCAUUGACCAGUCAGAUAAAUGUGGGCGGUAUAAAAAAAAUGGCACGAUCCGUUCCUAUCUCGAUUUUGAUGAAUUCUUUAGUGUCUAUUUUCAAGAAAGGUGAGGUUGAGGAGACCGGUAGAAAGUGAAGACAAAGGUGCAGACUCGAAAGGUUUGCAUUAUUUGAAAAAACAAAUGUAGAAUUCAAUUUUAAAUGAAAAGGUUCACGUGGAACGCUUCGUUUGUAAGAAAAUUUUCAAAAAUGUCUCGGAGUCAAUUCUCGUGGCAUUUCAACGAGAACGUUCAUGAAUAAAUUCAGCGGACGAGAUUCGAAAGGGGGGAGAGCUCGAGUUCCGAUUCGCAAUUUGUGAGCUUUUCUGACGUCUCAUAUCUGGCAGGUUUAUUUUGAGUGUUGUCGUUUCUGACGUUUAGAAGGAAAUCCUUCUCGGAGGUUUCCACGAGGACACUUCACGCGAACGAGCUUCAAUUUGUUUCUUCUUGCACGCAAGGUUACUUCGUUCCGAAGCCCCCCGCGUGCCUUUCGGAACUCCGAUUGAAAAGAAAACCUCACAAAAAAUAGAGACAAGGAGCAAGCGAGAAGCGUCUCGAGCGUCAUUCAGGGGAGAAAAAAAAUCGUAAAAUCAUUACCGUGUGAAGCGAAGCGAAACUGAAUUCUUUCCUUUCGAAUUAAUCAUCGCUGAAUUCGUUUCUUUAAAGUGCGCUUUAAAUGCCACGUCGAAAUGGAUGCGAGGCAUCCUGCCAGCAUUGUCCGCAGAUUUUUCAUACACAAAUAUACACUAUAAUAGAAACAUUGAAAAGUAUGUCGCUUCACGCCCGAAAAAAGUACUUCCAUACAGCAACUUCGAAUCCUCGAGUCUCGUGGAGGAUUAUAAAUAAUUCAGGAGUGAAUAGCGAUAUGCACACGCGUCUGCACUCCGCUCGGUGAUAUUCUCUCUUUAACAUAGUUGAACUGAACGAAAUGUGAGCGCGUUUGCUUUGCCGUGAAUCCGAUGCUUCAUCUUCUUGUUGCUGGCUGCGAAUAAAUGAAAGCACGUUUUAAAACGAGCCGACGAUUUCUGCUUACAAUUUCUUCUUACAACGUUACACGCGUCGAUGUGACUUUUUCAGCCGAACAUUUUCGUAUCUGCCGCCGAAAAACGAAACGAAUAAAUCAAUUUAAGUUGCGCACUCCUCUACUAAUUUUAUCGACAAACUGAGAGCUAACUGAUUAAACAUUUUCGAGAAUAUAUUCAAAUGUUUCAUCGCUAUGACGGUUGUGAAAGUAAACGUUUUCAAUUAUAAAAGCGAAACGUCAGAAAAGAGUGAAAAUGCUAAAGGAGCGUCACGAUAUAUAUGCGGAAUAAUAAACGAGACACAAACUGUACUUUGAAUAAGGAUGGAAUAUACGUAUAAAUAUAAAUUAAUAUAUUUAUUUAUAUUUCAACAAUCUCAAACUCUUUGCCUAAGUAGUUGAAAAAUCUAUAAAUAUUUUCUACAAACGAGUCAAGAUAAUACACACGUUUAUGGCCUAGAGACUGUAUGUCGACUCAAAAUUUUAAAAUAAUAACUUUUUCGACCUACUGUAUCUACUUUGACAAUCGAAACUAUUAGAGCGCAACUUGCACUAAUAAUUAUUAGUUCGUAUCUCGGUAUACAUUGAAUAUAAUUAUCAAUAUUAUAUGACAUAUACAUUCGUAAUAAUUGUAAAUCGUAUAUUGUAUAUGUAUAUUCAUAUUUCGUAGAAACAUUAAGAAAAUAUCAUAUACGUAAUGUACGAAUCGCGUUGAUUGAGUCUCUUCUCUGAAUCUCUCUCGUCAUAUCGUCACUUUUAUUCUUUCGUAAAUCGAACAUUUUUACGAUUAUUGUGCGCUUGCGCUUGAGUUGAGUUCUGGGAAUGAGUUUUCUCUCAAUUUUUUCUUUCAUUUAAAAGAAAGAGUUUGUUAUUUUUGUUAUUAUUCAUGCAUUUUUUUAUCGGAGCCGAAUAUCCGAGGGUCCGUCAAACUGCAACUCUGACCUCGUCGAGUAUAACGAGCUCAAAAACGAAUUGUGAGAGAAAAACAGAAUUUUAAGAUUUUUCAACAAAUUACUUAAAUCGGAGGUUUACAAUUGUUCGAACGAUUGAAAUAAUUCGAUGAUUUUUGUCCUCAAACGCGAGCCGCGAUUUACGCGAAUGGAGAAAAUAGAGAGAGAAUAAAUGAGGUGAAGAUUCAACAGAGGUGAGGUAAUGAAGAUAAGAAGUAGGAUUAAAUUAAUUCGUAUUAAAAUCGAAUCCAAGCAACGGCCUCUUCCCUGCAUAUCUGUGUUGUACUUGUUAUUAGGUGUCUGACAAUCUACAUCGAUAAGUGCUCCGAAAAGUCCCGAUCGAUCGAAUCAAAGAAUGGGUGAAUAGCGAAAAAAAAAUAUGGCAGAUGUUUAGGGUCGAGAGAAGUGAGGAAAAUCCAAAUGUUCGACUGUGUGAAAACGAGGAAAGAAAAUGUAAAAUGACCGAUGAGUGUGAAUAAGCGUUUCUCGACUUUCAAAGUGAACGCGGUUGUGCCAGGCUCGAUUUAAAAAUCGUUCGAAAGCACGAGUCGUCUUCGUUCCGAGGGAGAAAACAUUCCUAGAUUAUGAAAUAUAGAAAAUAGACCAAACCUGCGAAAUUUACGAAAAACAGUUUCAAACGCGACGACACAAUUUAGAAACAGUAACGAAAUUUGGGCAACCGUUUGUGAAUGCGCAAAAAAAAAGAAAACUAGCGCGAGUCGAAAACAACAGGAAAUUCAGAUGAGAACGAAAAAAAAAAAAAAAAAUCACAAGGAACGCAAAAAAACAAUAAUUAUCCGGGACCCAUGCGACGUACUGGCGAAACAGAACGUUUAAUAAGACUCUAGUAAUAUCCAUUAUAGAACGCGUAGGUUUAAUUAAUCAUUGUGUACGACGUCUGAACCAGUCAUCGAUUCAUCAUAAAAAUAUUUUAAAAUAAUAUAUGCUUGCGAGAAAACCGCAUUCAAAAGUCUGUAUCUUGAUUGAAAAAAAAGAAACGUUUUUCUAUUUAUCUUAUUUAUUAUUCUUAACAGUUUUAUCAUGAGUUAUUAAAAACUUUGCCGAAAUAAGAAAGGCAGGGGGGAAUGGAGCCCUUAAUACACUUAGCUAAGGCGAAAUUAGUUUAUUAAAAUCGAGUCUCAACGACGCGCCGAUAUUCAUGAACAAUUUUAAAUCAUGAUGAUAAAAAAAAAAAACAAAAAAAAACAAAAAAAAACAAAACAAAACAAAACAAACAAAUUAUGAAAGGAAAUUAAUGUGAUGUCCUUGUAUGUUGAAUGUUGGUUGUGUCGCACGUGUAAACAAAAAAACAAAUAUAUAUAUCUUAUUCGCGUGCUUAAGGCUAUAUUUCAAAUCCAUGUACUUUGAAGGAAUAUUAAGUAGAAAACGGGUAUGAAAAAACAAUGGAAAGAAAAAAUACCGAUGCCCUCAAAAACUGUAUUCCAAUGUCAUUUGUUUAAUCUUGGCAAUAUAAACGAGUCGUUUACGAAAUCAGCUGCUCUUAUUGAGAAGCUCGAAAGCAUGCCUAUUUGAAAUAAUUUUGAAUAAAUUAUAAGCUUUAAUUGAAUUCUCAUGAGCUUCGGAUUGGAAAAAAUGUUCAUAAUUUCGCUAGUUACAAAAUCUUUGCGUGGAAAGUGGCGCCACCACGCGGUUCUGAAAUUGCGAGGAUGAAAUAUAUUGAGAAGUGCUUGACCGACUCGAGCGAAAAUUCAAGAGGAGACGACGAAUAAGUAGAUUUUUAACAUAAUUUGAAAUAUAUAAAUAUUUCAGUACCGCUAUUAUCAAAAAAAAAAAAAAAAUUUCAAGGUCACUUCAUCAGAAUGAAUCCCACGCUUUUUUGCAU
Venturia canescens is the source of this 13208-nucleotide messenger RNA. It is a transcript of the gene Fife, whose product is annotated as regulating synaptic membrane exocytosis protein fife. Gene Ontology annotation, biological process: regulation of membrane potential; calcium ion-regulated exocytosis of neurotransmitter; regulation of synaptic plasticity. The record is from RefSeq and is a predicted model, not a curated record. Gene Ontology annotation, molecular function: transmembrane transporter binding; small GTPase binding. The coding region runs from base 1007 to 4498 and encodes 1163 amino acids. NCBI's taxonomy places the organism in Eukaryota, Metazoa, Arthropoda, Insecta, Hymenoptera, Ichneumonidae. Gene Ontology annotation, cellular component: presynaptic membrane; cytoskeleton of presynaptic active zone. The transcript has 23 exons.